AUCGAUUGCAUUAUUGUGUUUCUGCCAACUCCAAUCUUAACACUCUUAUGUCCUCAACGAACAUCAAAUAUCAGUUUCCUACAUGGAGCAUCAUCAGUUCAGUUUCUAACCACAAAUCCAUCUGUUUAUAAUGGCAGAUACUGUGAUUUCCUUUGUCCUUGAUAACUUGUCCCAAUUGCUAGCACACGAAGCCAGUCUGCUCUGUGGUGUGGAUGACAGGGUUAGAUCCCUUCAAAGUGUGCUCAACAUGAUGAACGAGCAUCUCCAAACCUCUGAAGGAAAAACCAAGAAAGGAAUAGAGAAAGAAGUUCUUCGCCAGAUCAGAGAUGUUGCGCAUGAAGCUGAGGAUGUCAUCGGCACCUUUGUUGUCAACGUGGCUAUACACAAGCGUAGAACCAAGCUGGGGAGGAUGCUUCAUGGUCUUGAGCAUGCAAAGUUGCUCCAUGAUGUGGCUGAGAAAAUAGACAGCAUCAAAGCCACUGUCAAUGAUAUAAGAGAUAACAAGAUCAAGCUCACCGAUGUCGUCCCACAAGAAAGUGGAUCAUCAACGUCAACAAGAGAAGAGGAGGAGAGGGUUCUGUUGAUGCACAAGAAGAGAAGAAUUGUGGAAGAACAUGAUGUAGUUGGUUUUGUUCGUGAAUCCAAGGCAGUCAUCCAGCUGCUUAAGGAAGAGAGUUCCCAAAGCAAUGUUGUCUCCAUCAUCGGUAUGGGUGGCUUGGGCAAAACCACCCUUGCCCGGAAGGUCUAUAACAGCGGUGAGUUGAAGCCAUAUUUCAAAUGUCGUACAUGGGUUUAUGUGUCAAAUGACUGCAGAGUUAAGGACCUCUUGAUUAGCCUUAUCAAGUCUUUGAUGCCUAACCUUGAACACGAGCAUGGGAGGAAAAAGAAGGGAAAGAAACAAAAGGGAACAGAGAAACCAGGUGAUCUCUCUAGCUUGGAUGUGGAUGAGCUAAAGCUCAAGGUGCGAGAUUUCUUGACCGUGAAAAGGUAUCUGGUAGUCCUUGAUGACCUCUGGAAGACUCAAGAUUGGGAUGAGAUACAAGAUGCUUUUCCAAACGACAAUAAUGGUAGUAAAAUAUUAAUUACUAGCCGUUUGAAAGAGGUGGCAUCCCAUACAAGUCCAUAUCCUACUUAUUACCUUCAAUUCCUCGGCGAUGAUGAAAGUUGGGAACUCUUUUCCAGGAAAGUGUUUCGAGGAGAAGAGUGUCCUUCUGAUAUAGAGCAUCUUGGAAAACAAAUGGUCAAAAGUUGUGGCGGUUUGCCACUCUCCAUUGUUGUUUUGGCAGGGUUACUUGCAAACAAGGGGAAGUCACACAAGGAAUGGUCCAAAGUUGUGGGACAUGUCAACUGGUUUCUUACUCAAGAUAAGACCCAAGUAAAGGACAUUGUACUGAAACUCAGCUACGACAACUUGCCUACAAGACUAAAGCCGUGCUUUCUGUAUUUCGGGAUCUACCCUGAAGAUUUUGAGAUACCUGUAAGGUCAUUGCUGCAAAAAUGGGUGGCUGAGGGAUUUAUUCGACAAACUGGGACCAGAGAUGCAGAGGAUGUUGCUGAAGAUUACUUGUGUGAGCUCAUUGAUCGUAGCUUGGUUCAAGCAUCGCGAGUAAAUGUUAAUGGAGAUGUGAAGGCAUGUCGCGUUCAUGAUCUUCUUCGAGAUCUUUGCAUAUCUGAGAGCAAAGAGGACAAGCUUUUUAAGGUUUGCACAAAUAAUAACAUUUUGGAGAGAUCAAAACCUCGCAGGCUUUCUAUCCAAUGUGGCAUGCAUCGCUAUGUUUCGUCAAGCGACAAUGACCAUUCAUGUGUUCGAUCUUUGUUUUGCCUGGACCCAACAAUGUAUGUUUUUACUCCCAGUGAGAUGAAAUGGCUUUUUAAAUUGUUCAAAUUGGUUCGGGUAUUAGAUCUUGGAGAAAACUAUUUCCGCAAAGUCCCUUCCAACUUGGGCUUAUUUAUCCAUUUAAGUUUCCCACAGCUCCAUGUUUUUGAGAUGGAGUGGCUGAGUGUUGAUAACUGGAAAUUAGGCAAUGGUGCAAUGCCAUGCCUUCAAACUCUGCUUAUCAAUUACUGUAAAACAUUGGACGAUCUCCCAGAUGAACUGUGGUCUUUGACAUCCCUGAGACAAGUAAAAGUUGUGAGACCCUCCGAAGCAUUGUCUCUUGCGCUAGAAAAGUUGGAAAUGAAGGAUGGAUGUGAGCUCAUAAUCGAAGAGUUUCAACUAUAGAAUUUAGAGAUUAGAGUUGUUGAGUUUUGCUCAAAAUAUAUGUACUCUAAGUUCUUCAUACUUUAUCACCACUGAAUCAUUAUUCUUCGGGACAAGUAUUGCUAUUCAGUUUCAUUAGCAGAGUCAUGCUAAUGUUUUCAGGCUUGACAACGGCACCAGUUGUGACUUGUGAGUCAAUUGGAGUUAUUUGUGUUAAUAUAUCAUAUCAUCGCUGU
Molecule: messenger RNA, 2436 nt
Organism: Arachis duranensis
Lineage: Eukaryota; Viridiplantae; Streptophyta; Magnoliopsida; Fabales; Fabaceae
Product: probable disease resistance RPP8-like protein 2
Exons: 3
Coding region: 131-2221 (696 amino acids)
Biological process (GO): defense response to other organism
Molecular function (GO): ADP binding
Source: RefSeq, a predicted model, not a curated record